Sebastes umbrosus (honeycomb rockfish) is the source of this 5169-nucleotide messenger RNA. It is a transcript of the gene icmt, whose product is annotated as isoprenylcysteine carboxyl methyltransferase. Gene Ontology annotation, molecular function: protein C-terminal S-isoprenylcysteine carboxyl O-methyltransferase activity. Gene Ontology annotation, cellular component: membrane; endoplasmic reticulum. Bases 32 to 907 code for a protein of 291 amino acids. The transcript is spliced from 5 exons. Lineage: Eukaryota; Metazoa; Chordata; Actinopteri; Perciformes; Sebastidae. The record is from RefSeq and is a predicted model, not a curated record. Gene Ontology annotation, biological process: C-terminal protein methylation.
GCGAUAGUUCCUUCGGCACAGCACUUCCAUCAUGGCAGGCAGUAAGUUGGUGCUAGAAGGAAGAGUAAGUAUAAAAGCGUUUAUUUUAGGACUCAGCGUGGUUGUAAUCCCAUUGAUCAGGACGUGGUUCGGACAUCAUGACUGGGUCUUUGAUUAUCUGACGGAAACUUCUGGGAAGAUCGUGAUUUGUGUCCACAUUGCAGUGAGCAACGGCCUCUUGCUACUCAUCUACAGAGGACCGCUGUAUAAGGUUGCUGUGAGAGCCUGCUUUCUGGGAGUCACUUUUGGCUGUGGCUUAAUUAUAAGCUGCUCUGAAACCACUUGGACACAUUUUGGCUGGUACAUGUGCUCGCUGUCCUUCUUCCAUUACUCUGAGUACCUGGUGACGGCCUUCAUCAACCCUCGCAGCCUGUCGCUGGACUCAUUCCUGCUCAACCACAGUGUGGAGUAUACCCUGGCUGCUGUCUCAUCAUGGGUGGAGUUCACUGUGGAGAAGCUGACCGUUCCAGAGCUGAAGCAGCUGAACUGGUUGAGCGUCGUGGGUCUGCUCCUGGUGCUGUGUGGUGAGGGGCUGCGUAAGGCGGCCAUGUUGACGGCCGGAUCCAACUUCAACCACAUUGUCCAGAAUGAGAAGGCCCAGAGCCACGUGCUGGUCACCACCGGGGUCUACUCCUACUUCAGACACCCCUCCUACGUGGGCUGGUUCUACUGGAGCGCAGGAACACAGAUCAUGUUGUGUAACCCGGUGUGUAUACUGGGCUACACGAUAGCCAGCUGGCGGUUCUUCCGGGAGCGGAUCGAGGAGGAGGAGCUCUCCCUCAUCCAUUUCUUUGCCGAUGACUAUGUGGAGUACAAGAAGAAGGUCCCCACCGGGCUGCCCUUCAUCUCGGGCAUUCGUGUCAACUAGUCCCGGGAGCUGGAUGCUGGACUUAACAGACUCAAAGCACUAAGGCACGUCAGACCUGGUGGGUGUGUGGGCGUCUGCCAUGGCGGCUGCCCUCCAGAUGGAAACCCUGCAGCUGGCUGAGAGCCUGUAGCUCACAGACAGAGAUCGAGACAGCUGGGAUGGCGGGCAUGCAGCUGGGCUGCUGUUUUUCUACCAACUUCCAAAAUCCAGUCAAAGACCAGACAACCUCCGCUGUACUACAUGUAUUCCAAUAACAGCCACUCCAUCUGUUUCAGUUGUGUUUCUGUUUGCAUGCUCUGACCAUGCUUAGUGUUUUCACUGACGACCCGUUGUGUUACUGCACUGGGCCCUUUAGUAUCGUAUAGCAGCAGAGAGUGAAAUCACCGUUCUCUGAAGUUUUAAUGGCAAAUGUUUGGAGAUGUUUGAGUUUCACAGGAAAUCCUCCAGGUUCAAUAGGUUGGUGUGAUUAUCAAUAUUUUCAAGAAGUCGCCACCACUGUAUGGCCCUAGUUCAGGCAAUAUUUCACUGUCCCUAAAUAUUUCCAUUUUUAAACCUAAGAAACGCUGAAGGAAUUUAGAUAUCAUAACAGUACCUCUCUGUGUCUAGUUUCCAGUACCCAUCCCUGGACAUGAGGCUGGGUCAAAAUGAUAUUCAGUCUUAUGUUGUGUUGCUGCAGGUCUUGGAUCUGUGUGUAUCAUCAUUAUGAGGCUGAUGGGAGUGUGUGAAAUGAGCAGGAUGUGUUUGUGUCCUCGCCGGGGCCAUUUCGGAUCUCUCUUGUCGUUUUGUUUUUUGUAAUGAACUUAAGCACGCCAGGUUUCAAGUAUGUUCUCCACAGGUCUGUUUCUAAUUAGAGUGCAGACCUCUCCCCCUCUAGUCUUGAAAAGGUGUCUCUGAAAGGUUUGUAUCAUUUACAGAGGGGUGGCAGCUGUAGUCAUCUUGGAUUCAUAACAAUUACAAAAAAAAAUUAGCCAAAUUUCCGUAGAAACUUCUCGGACCACCCCUGCAUCAUAAUAAUCCACUGCUCCUUGUUUCUCCACUCCAGCGCUAAAUGCACCACUUCAUGUCGUCGCAUCCUCUGCCACAAGCUGUGUGUUUAGGGUUAAGGGUUGAUUUAAGUAACAGUUGGAACAUAUGAAUCCAAAUAUUUCCAGUAUAGUGUACCUAAUAAUAUGUACUUUUUUUAAAGGUGGAAAGGCGUCUCCAAUAGAAUAGACAAUGGACCGCUAAAGCUGUCCACUAAAAACACGAAAAUUUAAAUUCUGCUACAGUCUGUUGCUCUUCAAUGCCGCCUGGGUGAACCAGUGUAUCCAAACCUAUAAAGGGAAGAAGAGGUGACAUCACAGCUUUUUUUUAUGUAAGAAUUUAUCCCCAGAAGCAUUAUUUAACAAUAACAGAAUGAAUAAAAUGUGUAAAAAGUAUACGUUUCUAUCAGGUUUUAGGGACUGUUUAAAUGUAGAUCGCGAGGAAGCUCCAUCAUUUACAGAUGACUUCAUAUCAGGCCAGUAGUGGCCUGAUUUAACCCUGAUAUCCAUUUCCUCAACGCGCACUCAGGCUAAAACACCGAAAUUACAGCAUCGGUUUGAAUGAAACUUUGUCAGGUGGUUUUUGAAAGAGUUAUUUAUGAAGCUGAUGGUAUAUUUAAUUGAGACAUGUUCCCUACACAGGGGCGUGAGAGAUUGUAAUUAAACAAGUUGUUUCAUCUGAGAAAAAUCAGAGUUGGGUUCACCUCCUGAUCUGUAUAGGGAAGGAAGUUUUGACAUCAUUUCAUGUGUUGUAGCCUCUAUUGCUUUUCUUUUUUGUUGUUUAUUAUAUCCUUUUUUUGUUAUAAGUCACCAUCCUGAACAGUGUUCUUUACUGACAUUUCCAUCAGCAUCAGUUCAUCAUUGUGCUUCUCCUGUUGACCUGUUAUGCCCACUGUGUGUUAGAAACCAACCAAUUGACUGAGUUGUAUAUUGGGGUUGAGAGAGUCUGACUCUGCAGCUCUCUUUCUCUCUCUCUCUCAUAUAUUGAUCUGUCUGAAUGUCUUCACAGUGCUGCUAUCCACUCUCCAAACCCUGAUCUCAUUGUGUGUUUGAGAGAUACCAGUGAAGUGAAGAUUUUCAGAAGCAAAGAUGCUCUGUAGGUCAAAAAAAAAUUAAAAUUAAAGGUACCCUCUGGCAUUUUUGACCGCUAGUGGCGCAGUAGUGUUAUGCUUGAAUGAGUAUGUUGGUGUGUGUGAACCAUGAAAACUUCACUUAGCAAUGUUCAAGAAAAUAAAUCAUCUUAUUCAGAAUGUUUAGGAAUACACCAUGUUUUUGGAAGAUUGUCCCGUUGCUUAACACCAACAUCACAAUUAUUCUUAUCCAGGGAAGAGUAGAAUUGUAUAAUCAGAGGUAUAUGAUAAAACAUGGGGACAAACAAGGACUCUAUGGGCCCAAUGACUGUGGAAGUCGAGAUUUUUUUUUGCUUCAUGCGCCACUGAGCAACUCUUAUAGGAAUGAACGGGGCCAUGCCUCUGACGCUGUAUCCAGUUCUCUUCUCUUAUAUAUCCACGUUCACGCAGCAACAAGUGUCGAGCGUCAGUUUGUCACUUCAUGUCACCGGCUUCCAUCGAAGAUUUCUCACACCUUGUCCCAACCAAUCAAUUUGUAUUUGUAGCUAUGGGUUUUGAGACCUCCCGUAAUCCUUAUCCCGAAGGUUACGAAUAUGAUUUUCUGACAUUACAGCUCCCCAAAAGUGAAGCCAUAACAUCUUGAUGGCCCCCUGGUGGCUGGCUGCAGUAUAUGUCAUAAGUCCCGCCUCCUCCAUGUUAGCGGAAGGGACAUGGGCCAAAUUAAAAAAAUCAAAGUAAACGUCAAAUAUUUUUUUCCCAAAGAUGGUUUCUGUCAUUUUAGGCAGUUCUUAUCACGUUAAUUUAUGUUGAAGUGUUAAUUUUUCUGAUAAGUUUGGUUUUAAUUCAUUAUUUGAUGAAAAAAGGCGGGUGAGACUUCAUGAUUGACAGCUGUGAUUUUCUCUCGCUAACGUGCUGCGGUCGUGCUCGGCUCGCGAUUGGUUUAAACGGGUGUGUGGGCGGGUCCUCGAUACCGCGGCUCCACCGCCUGAUCACUACUGAGCAGACUCUGGCUCCAAAUGACGUCAAAAUCUCAAGAUUGCAGCUCCCGUAUCCAUGAUCCGGGAUAUUUGGCUUCACUUCUGUACAGUGCGAGGAAGUGGAGACACGUCAUCCAUAUUUAUAUACAGUCCACAGUAAUGCAUGUCAUCCUUUGAAGUAGUUUCUAUCCACACUUGGAUUUAAUGCUUUUUGUUGUGACAGAGAUCUGUGGAAGUAUCUCUGACAUCCCUCAAACAUGUUAACAUGUCGACAAUAUGGUUUUAUGCUUUGUUCUGUUGAUUCAUGCAUACUAAUUAUUAAUCCAACAAAUUAUCAAUUUAUGCAGGAUUUGUUGAUUAAACUAAAGCAUUAAGCAGGACGGUGUAUUUGAGGUUUAGUCCAAAAUAAACUACAGUGUGUGUGUGUGUUCAUGUAGUGAAGGAACAUCACCCAGUGUAACAGUGUGGCUCACUGAUGUGUUUUUACUGGCACAGAGGAAGGCUCUGAUACGCAUACAAUACUUGUUAGUAGAUACAUUCAUUGUGUGGUUUGGCUCUGCACAUUAGAUCUAUUGGAAAUUAAUUUGAAUAUCAACAGAUUUAAUCUCUUAAAGACAGGUCAGAGUGUCUGUAAGAGCACAUUAACAUAAUCUAGGCCUACUACUGUAUGCUAAAGUUUUAGCUUGUUUCCUUCAAUCAACAUUGAUAAUGUUAGCUUUGUACUUAAUAACUAACCACUUGCAAUUUUGUAUGCUCCAGUUUUAGCAUGAUAACUACUAUCACUACGGCCUAUACUUAAAUACAGUACAGACCCUGCUAAUCUCUACUAAUCCCACUCUGGAUUAUCUUGGAACACAAAACAUAUUCAUCCAAUUCAUUGAUUUAGUUGACCAAUGGCACAAUCUACUAAACACUGGACUUCUGUAAUUCAAUUAAGGAAUGCAUGUGUGUGAUGCGUGUGUUUUGGGGGUGAAGAGUGUUUGCAGUCUGAGUUUCAAGUGACACACUUGUAGCAUACCUGUGAAGUGUUCUGUAAUAGGGUUACAUGAUGCAACGGCUGUAUUCAAGGUGUUACAAUAAUGAGUUGACUGUUGCAGCAUGGCAACAUCUGAGUUGAGUUUUGGAUAUGUUGCACUUUUACUGUAUAGGUAACCAUUUAUCAUAGGCCUUUAUUAAACGGUUUAUAACUCUGA